Molecule: messenger RNA, 2421 nt
Organism: Lolium rigidum
Lineage: Eukaryota; Viridiplantae; Streptophyta; Magnoliopsida; Poales; Poaceae
Product: proline-rich receptor-like protein kinase PERK8
Exons: 8
Coding region: 1-2421 (806 amino acids)
Biological process (GO): protein phosphorylation
Molecular function (GO): ATP binding; protein kinase activity
Source: RefSeq, a predicted model, not a curated record
AUGGCUGGGGAAAGGAUUGGGAAAUCUCCCGUGACGGAGCUUCUCGGAGAUGUCAGUGGUGUGCACGCCAUACGACUUCUUCGAGGAGCUCGCCCCGGGAAAAUUUUCCGCAAGCCCGUGAACACCUCCAUCUCCAUUGUUGGUCUACUCCUAUCAACAACCUCUUCCCUCUCCUGCAACCUCUAUUCAAUUAGCAAAAAUAAGCCAACCAAGAAGUUUUGCACAAUGAGAACUCUGCUCCAAGCUGGCGGUGGCGGUGGUGGCGGCAAUGGCCGUGGCGGCGGGGGUGGUGGCAAUGGAGGUAGCGGUGGCCUCGCACCAGCUGCCGACGAUUUAGUACACAACCUGACAACCCCUCCUCCUUCCUCGAAUAACAAUUCGCCGGCGCCUCCCGACUCCUCUUCUGCACCGCCGCCUAAACCAUCAUCUCCACCGCCUUCUCCGUCAUCUCCCCCGCCAUCACCGCCGCUCUCACCUCCUCCUUCACCGGAGGCGUCUUCUCCCCCUCCACCGGAGGCAUCACCGCCUCCUCCACCCGAGGCAUCCUCUCCGCCUCCACCAGAAGCAUCCUCUCCACCUCCACCAGAAGCAGCGUCUGCACCUCCACCGGAGGCACUGCCGCCUCCGCCACCCUCUCCAGCGACGACGGCUCCUCCCCCGUCUCCCACGGCCGACCCACCGCCCCCACCGGACAGUACCGCAUCCCCACCUUCCCCUGUUGAGGCGCCACCACCGCCGUCCGCUCCGUCGCCCGAGUGGCAGGCCAAGCCGCCUUCGUCUAACGCGUCACCCCCGCCGCCCGCCGCGGAGCCGCCAGCGUCCACUCCAGUGGAUGCCACGCCGCCGCCACGUCAGUCACCUGGGGCUUAUGAGCCGCCUCCGUCAAGACAGACGAACAGCUCUGCCACCGCGCACUCGCCUCCGGCUUCGGCAUUAGCACCUCCCGUAGCGGAUAGAAGCGUGCCGGCACCGACACCGCCGAGCAGCGGCGGCCUGAGCUCCGGCGCCACGGCGGGCGUGGCAGUGGUGGCCGUGAUCGCCUUCGUCUGCUUCGCCGGCGUGUUCGUGUGCCUGACGAAGCGGCGGAAGCGCAAGUACUCCGACCAGUACUACUCCGGCUUCGGCGCGCCGCGCUACAUGCCGCAGCACAUGUCCGGCGAGGCGCCGUUCCUGCAUGUGCCGUCGGGUCCGGGGUCGAUGAACUUCAGUAUGGGUGGCAACCAGCCGGGGAUGUCGCCGACGGCGAGCCAGGCGUACGGGCAUCAGCAGCAGCAGCAGCGAGGGUUCGUGUCCGGAAACUACAGCAGCACGAUGGGGAGCCAGGGGCCGGCUCGGAGCGUGGCGACGUCGGGCGACCUUAGCGUGGGCAACAGCAAGUCGUUCUCGUUCGACGAGCUGUACCAGAUCACGGGCGGGUUCGCGCGCGACAAGCUGCUCGGGGAGGGCGGGUUCGGGUGCGUGUUCAAGGGCACGCUCGGCGACGGCAGGGAGGUGGCCGUGAAGCAGCUCAAGGGCGGCGGUGGGCAGGGGGAGCGGGAGUUCCAGGCGGAGGUGGAGAUCAUCAGCCGCGUCCACCACCGCCACCUCGUCUCCCUCGUCGGCUACUGCAUCUCCGAGGACCACCGCCUCCUCGUCUACGACUUCGUCGCCAAUGACACCAUGCACCACAACCUCCACGGGAAGGGAAGGCCGGUGAUGGACUGGCCGACGAGGGUCAAGAUUGCGGCGGGGUCGGCACGCGGGUUGGCCUACCUGCACGAGGAUUGUCAUCCAAGGAUCAUACACAGGGAUAUCAAGUCAUCAAACAUUCUCCUCGAUGACAAUUUCGAAGCUCAGGUCGCGGAUUUUGGGCUUGCCAGGCUCGCGGAGAACGACGUCACGCACGUCUCCACGCGUGUGAUGGGCACAUUCGGGUACUUGGCUCCAGAGUACGCGUCGACGGGGAAGCUGACGGAGAAAUCGGACGUGUUCUCCUUCGGCGUCGUGCUCCUGGAGCUCAUCACCGGCCGGAAGCCCGUCGACUCGACCCGUCCCCUUGGCGACGAGAGCCUCGUGGAGUGGGCGAGGCCGCUGCUGAACCGCGCGAUCGACGAACAGGAGUUCGAGGAGCUGGUGGACCCUCGUCUCGCCGGGGACUUCGACGACGUCGAGAUGUUCCGCGUGAUCGAGGCGGCCGCGGCGUGCAUCCGGCACUCGGCUGCAAGGAGGCCCAAGAUGGGGCAGGUUGUUCGGAUUCUAGACAGCCUCACCCUGAACGACGUGGACCUGACCAACGGUGUGCAGCCCGGGAAGAGCCAGAUGUUCAACGUCGCCAACACGGCGGACAUUAAGCAGUUCCAGAGGAUGGCCUUUGGCAGCCAGGAUUUCAGCUCCGAGUACACCCAAUCCAAAGCCAGCAUGAGCGGCAGGAGGGAUCUGUAG